CUCAUUUUGGCCAGACCAAAAUAGCAACAAACUUGAAGAAUUAGAGAACUUAGAAUGUGCAGACAGAUUUGAAUAAUUCUCUACAAUAUUUAAGAAUUAUAUUCGUACAUACACCUUACAGAAUGUGGAAAUAUUGGAUUAUUGUUGCAUGGAUAUUUAUUUGUGUAAAAAAUGCAUUGGCGUUGCAGCAAGUCAAUAUCGGUGCAAUAUUUUAUGAAGAUGAAUUCCAUUUGGAACGAACCUUUAUUGCGAUUGUGAAGGACAUCAACAAUGAGAGGGACAACAACUUCAAAAUGCUGCCAUUAAUAAGGCGUGUUAGUGAAACAGACGGCAGCAUGAUCUUGCAACGCGAAGCGUGCGAUCUAAUUGAUAAUGGGGUGUCGGCUAUUUUCGGACCAAGUUCAAAGAUAGACAGCGACAUUGUUUCGGUGAUCUGCAACAACACAGGCAUACCACACAUACAAUUCGACAUUAGCUAUGAGGAGACUACAGAGGAGAAACUAAAUCAUCAGAUGACGUUGAAUGUUUACCCCGCUCAGCUGAUGCUCUCAAAAGCAUAUGCAGAUAUAGUACAAAACUUUGGUUGGCGAAAAUUUGCAAUAGUCUAUGAUGGAGAUGAUCCACGAGCUCCUACACGUCUCCAGGAUCUUUUACAAUUACAAGAUAUUCACAAAGAUGUAGUGCGCGUUCGAGUAUUCAAAAGAGGAGAUGAUUUUCGAAUUAUGUGGAAGAGUAUAAAAGGUGAACGACGUGUUUUGUUAGAUUGCAAUCCCGAUUUGUUGGUAACUGUGCUGAAUGCGUCUGUGGAAUUUGAUUUGACUGGGCAAUUUAACCACCUGUUUCUUACUAAUUUGGAUACACAUAUCGUAGACUUAGAAGAGUUGCGAGAUAACGUGAGCUUCGCCGUGAACAUCACUGCGGCUCGUCUGAGAUUAAAUGGCGACUUUUAUAGCGUGAAUGUAGGGCAGCGAGCUUCCCUGUACGAGGACGACCCUUUGUCCGACCAACCCAUUCAAACACUCCUACACAAUUUGCUAUAUGACGCUGUAAACGUUUUCGCCAAUGCGAUACGAAAUGUUAGCUACAGCUAUCAAAUACGGACACCUCGCGUGCGCUGCGACUUCACUGAGUAUGGCCGCGUACAGCCGUGGGCUAUGGGACGCUACAUCUAUCGCGUGAUGAAGGCGACAUCAGGCGUCAAUAACACGGAUUAUCGUUCGACUGACCUGCAAUUUGAUGAGGAUGGGCAGCGUGUUAAUUUUGGUAUUGAAAUAUUCGAACCAAUGGAAAAUUAUGGCAUCGCUUUCUGGGAUCCGAAAGGACAAAUUGUGCCUCAACAUGUGGAGGCGGGUAUUGCGAAGAAGAUAGUUUAUCGUGUUGCGACGCGAAUAGGAGAGCCGUACUUCACAGAGAUACCCGAAAUGGUGGAGCAGAAUGUGACUGGCAAUGAACGGUACAUGGGCUAUACGGUAGAUUUAAUUAAAGAACUGGCAAAUCUUAUGAAUUUCGAGUAUUUGUUUGUGCCUGUGCGGGAUAACCAGUAUGGCAAAUAUAAUAAAGAAACAAAGCAAUGGAAUGGCAUCAUUGGCGAGCUGAUAAACAAUGAUGCGCAUAUGGGCCUUUGUGACUUGACCAUCACACAGUUACGCCGUACUGCUGUAGACUUUACUGUACCCUUCAUGCAGCUUGGCGUUAGCAUAUUAGCCUAUGAAGAGACUCCGGAAAAGAAGAAACUAUUAGCAUUUCUUGAUCCUUUAAACGAAGAAGUGUGGAUGUAUACGAUGGUUGCCAUAUAUGUAGUAUCCUUUUUGUUUGUGUUUUCAGCAAGAAUUGCCGAAGACGAGUGGGAAAAUCCACAUCCUUGCAACAAAGAUCCCGAAGUGCUGGAAAACAAGUGGGGUUUACUCAAUACAUUCUAUUUAACAGCGGCCUCCAUCAUGCAGGCUGGUUGUGAUAUAUUACCAAAAAGUGCUCCGUUUCGUACCUUCACCGCUAUGUGGUGGAUAAUCGCAGUUAUUUUUCCCAACUCAUACACUGCUAAUAUGGCGGCAUUUUUGACUAGCUCAAAAAUGGAGGGUAGUGUAACGGAUCUUAAGACUCUUGCCGAACAGACAGAUGUUAAAUUUGGUACUUUGGAGGGUGGCAGUACAUACACGCUUUUCGCCGAGUCCAACGAGACAGUCUAUCGUUUGGCUUUCAAUAUGAUGAACAACCAAGAUAACUCGGUGUACACAAAGGAUAAUAAAGAGGGUGUGGAACGAGUCUUGAAGAGUAACGGCACUUAUAUGUUCCUUAUGGAGACAACCACCUUGGAAUACAACAUUGAGCGCAGUUGUGAGCUCCGUAUGGUGGGUGAAAAAUUUGGUGAAAAGCAUUACGCUAUAGCGGUACCUUUCGGCGCUGAAUACCGCUACAACUUAAGUGUGAACAUUUUGAAGCUCAGCGAAACCGGAAAAUUGUUCGAUUUGAAGAACAGGUGGUGGAAGAAUAAGACAUCGAAUUGUAAUAAAAAAGCGGGUGGCGAUAAUCCAGAUUUGGGUUUCCAGGAGGUGCGGGGCAUAUUUUACACUCUUUUCUUUGGUCUCUUUACAGCUUUUUGUUUCGGAAUUUGCGAGUUUUUGAUGCACACACAUGAAAGAGCUUGUGAGGAAAAUCUACGCUUCAAAGAGGUCUUUGUGAACGAAAUGCGUUUCGUUUUCCGGAUUUGGAAUAAUAGAAAGCCAGUAAGUUGCACACCCACAGCCAGUCUUACGGCCUCUUCGCGUCGCUCGUCAAACCGAACUAUAAAAUCAUCAAAGAAAAAGAAUUCGCGUGAAUCGAGUGCCACGUCAGAGGAGUUACGGGAUUUGGUUAACUUUAAAAGCACAAAUAAUGGCUCAAUCAUCGAAGAUGCUAAAAUAUAAAACUAUAGAAAUGUACAGAUAUAUAGAACAUUUUAGGAAAUUAAACGGGAGAACAAACAAUUAAAGUAAA
This is a messenger RNA of Anastrepha obliqua, 2973 nucleotides long. RefSeq names its product glutamate receptor ionotropic, kainate 2 (gene GluRIIC). Gene Ontology annotation, cellular component: plasma membrane; postsynaptic membrane. NCBI's taxonomy places the organism in Eukaryota, Metazoa, Arthropoda, Insecta, Diptera, Tephritidae. The record is from RefSeq and is a predicted model, not a curated record. Gene Ontology annotation, biological process: modulation of chemical synaptic transmission; synaptic transmission, glutamatergic. The transcript has 14 exons. The coding region runs from base 123 to 2903 and encodes 926 amino acids. Gene Ontology annotation, molecular function: glutamate-gated receptor activity; transmitter-gated monoatomic ion channel activity involved in regulation of postsynaptic membrane potential.